CGCGCGACGUGCCGCCUGUGUAAACCUACGCCACGGGAACACGGUAGCGCGUCAGCCCGCCACCGACAGCCCGCCACCGACAGCCCGCUAUGGUGUCCGUAGGCGCGUGGAGGCGCCGGUCUCCUGACGAAUGUGACGACCGCAACGAGCCCGGGGCCUCCAGCUCGGGAGUGCCGCGCGCGCCGCCCAACUGCGCCCGCUGUCGCAAUCAUCGGCUCAAGGUCGAGCUGAAGGGCCACAAGCGCUACUGCAAGUACCGGUACUGCACCUGCGAGAAGUGCCGUCUCACCGCAGACCGGCAGCGCGUUAUGGCCAUGCAGACGGCGCUACGGCGUGCCCAGGCGCAAGACGAGGCGCGCGCGCGAGCCGCUGAGCACGGACACCAACCGCCAGGCAUCGAGCUGGAACGAGGCGAACCGCCUAUAGUGAAGGCACCUCGAAGCCCCGUCGUGCCGGCGCCGCUGCCUCCUCGCUCGCUGGGCUCUUCCAGUUGCGACUCUGUACCCGGCUCUCCCGGGGUGUCCCCCUUCGCGCCGCCGCCGCCCUCGGUGCCGCCGCCGCCGAUUAUGCCGCCUCUGCUGCCUCCACAACAGCCCGCGGUGUCACUUGAAACUUUGGUGGAGAACUGUCACAGACUACUGGAGAAGUUUCACUACUCGUGGGAGAUGAUGCCUUUAGUCCUGGUCAUCUUUAAUUAUGCUGGCAGCGACCUUGACGAGGCAUCGCGAAAGAUAGAUGAAGCUCAAUGGGUGGUGCACCAGUGGCGGUUGUACGAGCGAUCACUAUGCUCCCUGCUGGAGCUGCAAGCACGCAAGGACACAUACUGCUGUUCUUCACAAUACGUGCUCACUCCGCAGUACGACCAGCACCUGGCGCCGCUGCAACUUACCACGCGGCGCAACUCGCCGCCGCCCGCGCACUUGUAGCGGUACGACCACGCGCCGAACUUGGCGGCGCCCGAUCCCACCGAGCCCCCGUCGACUUCGAGCUCGGCGGAAGGUGCCGGCGAUUCCUAAACGGGGCUGCGGCCGGCGCGUUUGGGACAACUUUACGCACCAAUGUGUUAGCACACUUAACCGCGAGUGCAACACCACCCUUGUGCGCGAGUGCGUAACCACUCUUAAGUGCGAAUUCCGGACUACAAAAUACCAUAGUGUUAGAUCUGUAUAGACAUACAAUCGUUUUUGUAUAUAUGUUACGUGUAACUUACGGGAUUUACUUAGUACCUAAUAGUUUUUAUAUAAUUUUUUGUCUAUUUUUAACGAGUCGAAUUACACAAAUAGAGUGAAUAAUUUUAUGACAGCGUUGUAUAGCGAAACAUUAUAAUAAUAGUAAUAUUAAGAUAUUCCAAAUGGUAAUUGAUAAAGGCCUGUGCCACACUACAUAGGAAGCGGCAUCGAAGCGAACCCGUAAUUGUUAUGAAUAUGGCAUUAUUAUUAUCUCAAACGAACAAUUUAACAACCGUUCUUUCAGUGGAAAAUAUAAUCUAACGUGAAUUAAACACACGGAAUUUUCCCGUUUUUUCAUUAUUUGGUAACGCUUCGCUUCGGUUCCUAUUAGCUUUCGCGGUUGUGUGCUAGGGCCUUAAAGUUUUAUUUUUCCGUUUUCAUUUCACUUUAAGAUAUGUAAAGGGACGAACAAUUUUAUUUUACAUACCAAAUACCAUGACUGAAGUCAUAAUAUGUUUAUGCAAAAAUAUAAUAGAUAAUAGUUAGGGAUAAACACUAGUGAUGACCUUUCUUUAUCAGAUUUUCUGAUAAAACCUAUAUUAUAUGAAAGAGCACAUCUUUUUAAACAUGUAACUGGGUUGCCUAAUCCUAGCCUGACAAGGCUAUGUUUAAUUGUAAAUAAUAAAUAACUAAAGUAGUCAAUUUUUGGAGGAAGAACACCUCAUCGAGUUGUAGCUGGCUACACUUAGCCUAUAAAUAUGGUCGCAAUUGUGAUAAAAUAAAUUAUAACAAAGGCGAAUAGUUUUCUAGCCCUUUCUAUUGUACUUGAUUUAAAAGAGAUGCAUAUUGUUUUGCAUUAUUGAGAGAUAGCGAGAUAUGAAUCGAAUAGUGCAGGGAUGGAAUCAUUGGCAUGUGACACAAUAUAUUAGGCACGUUACUGGUCAAUAAAUGCAUUAUUCACUAUUAAAAUGUCAAUAAGGAUUUAAUAAUAGGGAUCGAAAAAGAGUUCUCCCUUAGCUAAAGAAAUAUUUAAAGUCAAAAUAUUAAAAGCAGUCUAUGAGCUCAUUGAACAUUAAUUUAUAGAGAGAAAGAAAGACAAUAAUAUGUCACUUCUUAAUAGCUUACUAAUAUUAUUAGAUUUAACCUGCGACUCCGUCUGGGUGGAAUAAAAAAAAUAAGUAAUCUAUUUGUUC
Papilio polytes (common Mormon) is the source of this 2362-nucleotide messenger RNA. RefSeq names its product protein doublesex-like (gene dsx). The transcript has 4 exons. Gene Ontology annotation, molecular function: DNA-binding transcription factor activity, RNA polymerase II-specific; RNA polymerase II cis-regulatory region sequence-specific DNA binding. Bases 90 to 926 code for a protein of 278 amino acids. Lineage: Eukaryota; Metazoa; Arthropoda; Insecta; Lepidoptera; Papilionidae. Gene Ontology annotation, cellular component: nucleus. Gene Ontology annotation, biological process: regulation of transcription by RNA polymerase II; sex differentiation. The record is from RefSeq and is a predicted model, not a curated record.